UGUAGCAAAAUCCCCUCCAGAAACUAUCAUUGUUUACCGUGGAAAGAACUAUGUAGAACCGGAAGUAAUGCCACCUCCAAAUACAUUAUCAAAAGUGAAGGCAAUUUCCUUUGCAUUUGUUAUUCAUUGACCAAAUGUAUUUAUGAGCUUAGGUUCUAUCGUUUGAAGGCCAAGAAAAAGAUGAUUUCCCCAAAUCUAGAAGUUAGAAUUAGAUAUAAGCUUGAAAAGGUUGGAUAUCAUUGCGACUAUAAUUUUUAUGCCUCAUAUAGGCUGGAAAGAGGCAUUGUUCCUUUCCUCCUUAAUUUUUCCUUUUCUAACUUGCAGUCUUUUAUUUUAACUUAUAAUUCUAAAGGCCAAGCAAAAGGAAACUUGGAGCUAAGAAAAUUUGAUGUAGCAAAAUCCCCUCCAGAAACUAUCAUUGUUUACCAUGGAAAGAACUAUGUAGAACCGGAAGUAAUGCCACCUCCAAAUACAUUAUCAAAAGUGAAGGCCUUGGAGAAAUAUAGGUAUGAGCAGUCCCUUGAACAUACUAGCCAGUUCAUUGAAAGGUUGGAGAAAGGGCUUGAAGAGUAUCAUCAACACCUUGCAAAGUUUAAAAAUGGGAAAAAUGAUAUUGCUAAAGAUGUUAAUUUAGCUGGUAUGUUACUAUUAAAAAAAGUUAAAUUACUUAUUUGGUCCCUAUAGUUUCAUCAUUUGUACCUUAUAGUUUUAAAAUGGUUUUUUUAGUCCCUAUAUUUUACAUUUUAAUUUUCUUUUAGUCCUUGUAAUUUGAAAGUGGUUUUUUGUCCUUAUA
Molecule: messenger RNA, 793 nt
Organism: Glycine soja
Lineage: Eukaryota; Viridiplantae; Streptophyta; Magnoliopsida; Fabales; Fabaceae
Exons: 3
Source: RefSeq, a predicted model, not a curated record